This is a messenger RNA of Acytostelium subglobosum LB1, 1434 nucleotides long. RefSeq lists its product as hypothetical. The record is from RefSeq and is a predicted model, not a curated record. The transcript has 2 exons. NCBI's taxonomy places the organism in Eukaryota, Evosea, Eumycetozoa, Acytosteliales, Acytosteliaceae. The coding region runs from base 1 to 1434 and encodes 477 amino acids.
AUGAUUUGUUCAUUGACAAAUGGUCAAAGUAAUAUUGCACCUCUUGGAACAGCUUAUAGAUGGGCAAAGAAUGUUGCCUCAAACUCAAACUCAAAUAGAGCCACUGCCCCUGGUCUAAAUGAUGGUGUUCUGAAUGUUGACGUCAACCUUAAUGGAGGCACUGUUGAGAAUGACUUGUUACAAACAACUACGAAUGGCAAUACAUGGACUGACCUCGCCUGGACACUCUCACCCGCUUACCCAUUUGAUAGCCCUUCUGCCACUGGAGUGACAUUCACCUACUUCUCCAGCACACCAGUUUCCGUCCUUGGAGUUCGCGUCACUGGACAAGCUCAUUGCCUCAACAAGAACUCUGACUGGUCCAACAUCCGCGAAAUCUAUGUCAUCAACUCCAACGCAACUACUCCAACUCCUACCGCCACCCCUACUCAAACCCCAACCUCAACCCCAACUCAAACUCCAACUCAAACUCCAACUCAGACCCCAACUCAGACCCCAACUCAAACUCCAACUCAAACUCCAACUCAGACACCUACUCAAUCACCUUCCACUUGCACUCAGGACAUAGUUGUCCCGAAUGUCAAUGGUAGAACAUGGCCAAAUAGUUGUACGACUGGAGCUUCAAAUAGCUUUGGAACACUCACUAAUGCCUCGGGCGAGAUCAUAUUGGAUGUUGAGGGACAGGUCUAUUCAAAUGUUCGUCUAGAUGGUUCGAUAAUAGUAUUGGCAUGCAAUGUUGUAAUUCGUAAUGUUGAGGUAUGGAAUGGUGUACCAUACACUGGGGAUAGCACCCCGGACGUAUUCCCAAUAUGGCUGCGUCAUCCAGAGACCUGUGGCGUGACAUUGGACCGAGUGUCAGUGCUGACAAAGCCCGCGCCAAAUGUAUACAUCACCAACUCCAUCCGUGUUGCAUAUGGGGCCAGCGUCACCAUCACCAACUCCAAGUUCAUUGGACCACAACAAGGCAUCACUGUGGCGACCGGCCUCCUAAAGAACAACUACGGCGUGCUGGGCACGACCAUGCGUGGUGAUCACAACCAGGACAUCCUGUGCACGGGCACAACAGGUCUGACGAUCCAGAACAACACGUUCCUGAACCCCAACCUCCAGACAUCAGUCCUGUCACUGUUCACCGACUAUGGACCCAACCACAACCUGUUGGUUCGUGACAACUUGCUCGCGGGAGGUGGCUACACAGCCUACUGUGGCGACGGAUUGACCGAUCACUCUGGCAACCCAACACCAGCCAGCAAUGUCAGCUUCAUCAACAAUGCCUUCUGGCAAUACUACUACCCAUCUGUUGGAUACUAUGGCGAGGGACGUGACUACAGCUCCACAGGCGGUGGUCAAUGGUCCAACAAUGUCUACAUGACCUCCUCUGGCGUCCUCACCACUCAACUUGUUCCUCAGCCACCUCCAACCUCAUCACAUUAA